Messenger RNA from Triticum dicoccoides, 1556 nucleotides. Its product is annotated as F-box protein At5g49610-like. Gene Ontology annotation, molecular function: protein binding. Lineage: Eukaryota; Viridiplantae; Streptophyta; Magnoliopsida; Poales; Poaceae. Bases 308 to 1492 code for a protein of 394 amino acids. The transcript has 3 exons. The record is from RefSeq and is a predicted model, not a curated record.
GACUUUCUAUCCCCGGUCCUAAGGCUUCAUUUCGCCCCCACCCAGAAAACACCCUCGCUCUCCACCCUCACCUUACACCGGCGGGAGAGGAGCGUGCUUCUCCGCUCGCUGAAAUCUCGCGGCUCCUGCUGGUUGAUGUUCUGCUCCGGGUCUGGCACAGCAAGAGGCCAGAGGGGGGAGGCCGGUGGUAGGUAGGCUUCUGCUUCUCCGUCGUCCUCGGGGUCGAGCAGAUUCUCUUGGCCGGUGUGCUGCUCUGAUGCCGUCUUCCCCGUGCGAACUCAACACUGCACAGUAAACUACAAUAGAGAUGGACACUGAGAAUGGUUUUCUUGCUGCUAAGCUAACUGAUGAUCUAGUGGUGGAGAUCCUCUCCCGGCUGCCGUUCAAGUCUUUUUGCCGCUUCAAAUGUGUCUGCAAGGCCUGGCUUGCCUUCUCCUCUAAUCCAGAUUACUGCAAGGAGCUUUUGAAAAUUCCGAUGGGUCUUCUAUAUCAACACCGUUAUGAUGAAUUUGAUAAUGAUUUCGAUGACUCUGCUAUCAAGCUUGCUAGCCUGCCCCACAAUGACAAGGAAUUUGAUGAAGCUCUUAGUUUCCUACCACAAUAUGAGCAGUUAGAGCUGCUGGACUCUUGCAAUGGCCUGGUCCUUUGUAAGUACAAGAGCAGCUGUACUCCUUUUGGUAUUUGCUGCUUUAUCGUGUGCAAUCCGGCAACACGAGAGUGGAAGGUGCUCCCUGAUACUCCUCCUAGCGAUUAUAAACCUUUUUGCAAUGUGAGUUUUCUGGCUUUUAGCCCAUCAUGGUCGACAAAGUUCUACAUCUUCAACUCUCAGCGGCCGAGCACCCGCUAUUGGGUAUUUGGCCCCGUCAAAUUUCAGGUGUUCUUGUCUGACCUUAACACUUGGUUUCUGUAUGAUACAUCAGUGCUCUUUGAGGCAAAAGUUUCUCGACCACACAUGUUUAUAGAUGGAGCAUUGUAUGUGCACACAGGUUUGCAUGACAUUCUGGUCCUGAAAAGCUUGGAGGAAACUAGUUCUGGCAUUCCGCCGUCUCUUCGGACUAUUAAGUUGCCGCAUGAAGAUGGUGCCUUUAUGGGUAGGUUUGGCCAAUGUUGCUUUGGCCAAUCUUCGGGGGCCUUGCACUAUGCAUUGCCAGAGGAGGAUGCUCGUACGAUUCUUGUUUGGAGUCUUGAUGUUGAUGAGCCUUAUGAGUGGAGCCUCAAGUACCGCCUCAAUAUGAGCCAAGCAUUCGGAAGGGACAACCUUUGUCAGCAUGGUGCACCCCACUGGAAAUCCGACUAUGCUGUCGUCGCUCUUGAUCUGGAGAGAGAUGGUCUUUUCCUGAUUGACAAACGGGAGGACAAGAUCCGUUUGUACAAAAUUAGCACCGGUGGACUUACUCACAUUCAACCAGAAGACCACUGCUCCCGCUUUUUGAAUAACAAGUACUAUCAUUAUGUGGCAUCCUACUCAAAGCUCCCAGCUUUAACCAUGUAGUCGGUACCAUCUUUGUUUGGCUUUUGAGCGUGACACCUCUUUAUAUAUGCUGUCAAAAAAUGCA